This is a messenger RNA of Ceratotherium simum simum (southern white rhinoceros), 10798 nucleotides long. Lineage: Eukaryota; Metazoa; Chordata; Mammalia; Perissodactyla; Rhinocerotidae. The record is from RefSeq and is a predicted model, not a curated record.
AUGGCAAAGGAGGAAGAAGAUGAGAAGAAAGCCAAGAAAGGGAAGAAGGGGAAGAAGGCUCCGGAGCCGGAGAAGCCCAAACGGAGCCUGAAGGGGACGUCGCGGCUCUUCAUGGGCUUCCGCGACCGCACGCCCAAGAUCUCCAAGAAGAGCCAAUUCCGCAGCGCGUCGGCCUUCUUCUGGGGCCUGCACACCGGCCCCCAGAAGACCAAACGCAAGAAGAAGGCGCGCACCGUGCUCAAGUCGACGUCGAAGCUCAUGACGCAGAUGCGCAUGGGCAAGAAGAAGCGGGCGAUGAAGGGCAAGAAGCCGUCCUUUAUGGUGAUCCGCUUCCCUGGGCGGCGCGGCUACGGCCGCCUACGGCCGCGCGCCCGGUCGCUCAGCAAGGCGUCCACGGCCAUCAACUGGCUCACCAAGAAGUUCCUCAUCAAGAAGGCCGAGGAGUCGGGCAGCGAGCAGGCCACGCUGGACGCCUGGCUCAACCGCUCCGGCUCCCGCGUGGGCUCCCGCAAGCUGCCCUUCCCGUCGGGCGCCGAGAUCCUGCGGCACGGAGGCCGCCUCCGGAGGUUCCCCCGCAGCCGCAGCAUCUACGCGGCGGGCGAGCCCGUGGGCUUCCUGCCCUUUGAGGACGAGGCCCCGUUCCAGCCCUCGGGCUCCCGCAAGUCCCUGUACGGGCUGGAGGGCUUCCAAGACCUGGGCGAGUAUUACGACUACCACCGCGACGGCGACGACUACUACGACGAGCAGUCGCUCUACCAGUACGAGGAGGAGCAGGAGCCCUACCUGUCCGGCUACGGCCCCUACAGCGCGGCCUGGCCACCCUACGGAGGCCACCCCCACGGGCACCCGCCUGAAGACCCCUAUCACUACUACCACCUGGACUAUUAUGGGGGCUCCUACCACCCCACCUACGGCUACGGCUAUGGCUACGACGAUUACGAGCCCCCCUACGCGCCCCCGUCGGGGUACGCAUCUCCCUACAGCUACUACGACGGGUCCGAGGGCGAGGCAUACCCGCACGGCUACUACGUGGAUCCUUAUGUACCUUAUGAUGCGCCAUACCCGCCCUACGACAUCGCGUAUGACCUCCCGUAUGACGGACCCUACCUCGAUCCCUACGGGGUGCCUUAUGGCGCCCCCUAUAGCGCCCCCUACGCCGAAGGCAUCUAUGCUGGCGGGGACCAGGCCAUCUACCCCCCGGCAGAGCCCUAUCUUUACCCGGAGGAGUCGUCCUUCGCGUACCCGUGGGUGCCGCCACCCAUCCUGUCGCCUCACAACCCGUACGCCCACCCCAUGGAUGACAUCGCGGAGCUGGAGGAGCCGGAGGAGGCGGGCGCGGAGCGGCCGAGCACCUCCUUCCGCUUGCCCAGCGCCGCCUUCUUCGAGCAGCAGGGCAUGGACAAGCCCGCCAGGUCCAAGCUGUCCCUCAUCCGCAGGUUCCGCCUCUUCCCGCGGCCACAGGUGAAGCUAUUUGGGAAGGAGAAGUUGGAGGUGCCCCUGCCCCCGUCCCUGGACAUCCCUCUGCCUUUGGGGGAUGCAGAUGAAGACGAGGAAGAGGAGGAGAUGCCCCCGGUGCCAUACGCCCACCCUUUCUGGGGCUUCCUCACGCCGCGCCAGCGCAACCUCCAGCGGGCCCUCUCGGCCUUCGGUGCCCACCGGGGCCUGGGCUUCAGCCCCGAGUUGGGUCGCCCCCCGCCUCGCCCGGCCACCUCGCUGGCGCGGUUCCUCAAAAAGACGCUGUCAGAGAAGAAGCCGCCCCCGAGGCUCAGGGGCAGCCAGAAGGCCCGGCUGGGAGGCCCGGCGGUCAGGGAGGCGGCCUACAAGCGCUUUGGCUACAAGCUGGCGGGCAUGGACCCCGAGCGGCCCGGCACGCCCAUCGUGCUGCGGAGGGCGCAGGAGCGCGCUCGCAACAACAACAACUCCCACCGCGCCCCGCGGCGCCGCUCUCUCCACCUGCCCUCGUGCCUCGCGCACACGUGGCGCCGGCUCAGCGAGCCGCCCACCAGGGCCGUGAAGCCCAGGGUGCGCCAGCCGUUCCACCGGCCUCCCAGCGCCGGGGCUUGGCCGGCCGCUGCGGCUGCUCCGGAGCGCCGGGAGAGCCCACGUGAGCCCGAGGACUCGGAGACACUCUGGACGGUGCCCCCGCUGGCCCCCAGCUGGGACGUGGACAUGCCUCCCACCCAGCACCCACCCUCACCCUGGCGAGGAGGUGUGGGCAGUCGGCGCGGCUUUUCCAGGCCACCACCUGUACCCGAAAACCCCUUCCUCCAGCACGUGGGCCCUGAGCCAUCGCCUGCUCCCCAGCUACAGGGCCCAGCUUCUGACUCGACCAGUGUCUUCCUGGGUAGACACCACGACCCGGGGCCUGGACAGCUGGCCGAAUCGGCUGGCCCGAGCCCCAAAAAGCCUGAAGAAGAGGCCACCUCGGAGGACCCCCAGAUACCAGCAGAGACUGAGGUCCUGACCCCAACACCCCCCAAGGAUCCCUCCCCAGAACAGAAGACACUAAGGCUUAGUCUCUCCCACCCACUGGCCUCGUGUGACUGGAAGAGGUCCACGUGGCCGCCGUGGCGCCACUGGGGGACCAUGCCCAGUGCCCCAGCCCCCUUGGUGCCCUCUGGGGCCCCGGGGCCCCUGCCCAAGGUGGGUGAGCGGUGCCAGGCAGGCCUGGGGCGUUUUGCCGUGGUCAUGCCUCAGGUGCAAAAGCUGAGCUCUUUCCAGCGCAUUGGUCUUGCCACCCUGCAGCCCCCCAUCCAGCCCACCCAGGAGCCAGAGCCCCACCCCAAGCCAAAAGCCUGGAGUCUGCUCUGGUCACACAGCCGCCUGCUGCCAGGGAAGGCCCACCAACCCUGGCCACAGGUACACAACCACCACCUGUCCUGCUGCCUGGGCCCUGGAGCUGCCUACCUGCCCCCCGGGGACCCCUGGGAAGAGGUUGGCCCCAAAAGCUGGUGGAACAAGAUGCACUCCAUCCGCAACCUGCCGUCCUCGAGGUUCCGAGAGCAGCACCGGGAGGAGGGUGUAGAGGACAUGACCCAACUGGAAGACCUCCAAGAGACCACCGUGCUGGCCAACCUCCAGAACAGAUUUGAACGGAACCUCAUCUAUACGUAUAUCGGCAGCAUCCUGGUGUCAGUGAACCCGUACCGAAUGUUUGGAAUCUACGGGCCGGAGCAGGUGCAGCAGUACAGUGGGCGCGCCCUGGGAGAGAACCCCCCGCACCUCUUUGCAAUUGCAAAUGUCGCCUUCGCCAAAAUGCUUGAUGCCAAACAGAACCAGUGCAUAAUCAUCAGUGGAGAGAGCGGCUCUGGAAAAACUGAGGCCACGAAGCUGAUUCUACGCUACCUGGCCACCAUGAACCAAAAACGGGGCAUCAUGCAGCAGAUCCUGGAGGCAACACCCCUCUUGGAGUCCUUCGGUAACGCCAAAACCGUCAGGAACGACAACUCCAGCCGCUUUGGGAAGUUUGUGGAGAUCUUUCUGGAAGGGGGCGUGGUCUCUGGUGCCAUAACCUCCCAGUACCUGCUCGAGAAGUCCAGGAUUGUGUUUCAGGCCAAAAACGAGAGGAACUACCACAUCUUCUAUGAGCUGCUGGCCGGGCUGCCCGCCCAGCUCCGGGAGGCCUUCAGCCUGCAGGAGGCCGAGACCUACUACUACCUGAACCAGGGCGGGAACUGUGAGAUCUUGGGGAAGAGUGAUGCGGGUGACUUCCGCCGGCUCCUGGCCGCCAUGGAGGGGCUGGGCUUCAGCAGCGAGGACCAGGACAGCAUCUUUCGCAUCCUGGCCUCCAUCCUGCACCUGGGCAACGUCUACUUUGAGAAGUAUGAGACGGAUGCACAGGAGGUGGCCUCGGUGGUGAGCGCCCGGGAGAUCCAGGCCGUGGCGGAGCUGCUGCAGGUCUCCCCCGAGGGCCUGCAGAAGGCCAUCACCUUCAGAGUGACCGAGACAAUGCAAGAGAAGAUCUUCACCCCCCUGACCGUGGAGAGUGCUGUGGAUGCCAGGGAUGCCAUUGCCAAGGUCUUGUACGCGCUGUUGUUCAGCUGGCUCAUUGCCAGGGUCAAUGCGCUGGUGUCCCCACAGCAGGACAUGCUGUCCAUUGCCAUCCUGGACAUCUAUGGCUUUGAGGACCUGAGCUUCAACAGCUUCGAGCAGCUGUGCAUCAACUAUGCAAACGAGAACCUUCAGUACCUCUUCAACAAGAUCGUCUUCCAGGAGGAGCAGGAGGAGUACAUCCGCGAACAGAUCGACUGGCGGGAGAUCAGCUUCGCCGACAAUCAGCCCUGCAUCAACCUCAUCUCACUGAAGCCCUAUGGCAUCCUACGCAUCCUCGAUGACCAGUGCUGCUUUCCCCAGGCCACAGACCACACGUUUCUGCAGAAGUGCCAUUACCACCAUGGCGCCAACCCACUCUACUCCAAACCCAAGAUGCCACUGCCCGAGUUCACCAUCAGGCACUAUGCAGGCAGAGUCACCUACCAGGUGCACAAGUUCCUGGACAAGAACCACGACCAGGUGCGCCAGGACGUGCUGGACCUGUUCGUGCGGAGCCGGACGCGAGUGGUGGCCCACCUCUUCUCUAGCCACGCCCCACAGGCUGCCCCUCAGCGCCUGGGCAAGAGCAGCUCCGCCACCCGGCUGUACAAGGCUCACACGGUGGCCGCUAAGUUCCAGCAGUCGCUCCUGGAUCUGGUGGAAAAGAUGGAGAGGUGUAACCCCUUGUUCGUGCGUUGCCUGAAGCCCAACCACAAGAAGGAGCCAGGCGUCUUUGAGCCAGAUGUGGUAAUGGCACAGUUACGCUAUUCGGGGGUGCUGGAGACCAUACGGAUCCGCAAGGAGGGCUUUCCAGUGCGGCUGCCCUUCCAGGUGUUCAUCGACAGGUACCGCUGUCUAGUGGCCCUCAAGCACAGCCUGCCAGCCACUGGGGACAUGUGUGUGUCGCUGCUGAGCCGCCUGUGCACAGUCAUGCCAAACAUGUACCGUGUUGGUGUCAGCAAGCUGUUCCUUAAGGAACACCUACACCAGUUGCUGGAGAGCAUGCGUGAGCACGUCCUGAACCUGGCUGCCCUCACGCUGCAGCGCUGCCUCCGGGGUUUCUUCAUCCAGCGGCGUUUCCGCUCUCUGCGCCGCAAGAUCAUCCUGCUGCAAAGCCGGGCCCGCGGCUACCUGGCCAGGCAACGAUAUCAGCAGAAGAGGAGGAAUCUGGUGAAGUUCCGGUCCCUGGUGCACACAUACGUGAGCCAUCAGCGUCACCUCAAGGAGCUGAGCAAGCGGGAGGUGGUGGCUGUGGGGCAUCUGGAGGUCCCAGCAGAGCUGGCUGCGCUCUUACGAGCGGUGGCAGGCCUCAGGCUGGCCCAGGAGCCCCGGGUGGCCCCCGUGCGGACUCCCCGGCUCCAGGCCGAGCCUGGUGUCACGCUGCCCCUGGAUAUCAACAACUACCCCAUGGCCAAGUUCAUCAGAUGCCACUUCAAGGAACCUGCCUUUGGGAUGCUGAUGGUGCCACUGAGGAUGCCCCUCACGCGGCUGCCCGUAGAGCUCCACGCGGAAGCUGUGAGCCUGUUCAAGCUGAUCCUGCGUUUCAUGGGUGACUCCCACCUGCACGGUGCCCAGGAAAACAUCUUCGGGAACUACAUUGUGCAGAAGGGGCUGGCGGUGCCCGAACUGCGGGACGAGGUCCUGGCACAGCUGGCUAACCAGGUGUGGCGCAACCCCAGUGCCCACAACGCUGAGCGGGGCUGGCUCCUGCUGGCUGCCUGCCUCAGCGGCUUUGCACCUUCCUCGAGCCUCAACAAGUACCUGCUCAAGUUUGUGUCUGAUUAUGGGCGGAAUGGCUUCCAGGCCGUGUGUCAGCAUCGCCUCAUGCAGGCCAUGGGCCGGGCCCAACAGCAGGGCUCCAAGGCUGCCCGCACCUUCCCUCCGACCCAGCUCGAGUGGAUAGCAGCCCAGGAGAAGGCUGCCAUGGCGCUGGAUGUGGGCUGCUUCAACGGUGACCAGUUCUCCUGUCCUGUGCACUCCUGGAGCACGGGGGAAGAGGUGGCUGGAGACAUUCUAAGGCACAGGGGGCUGGCAGACGGCUGGCGCGGCUGGACGGUGGCCAUGAAGAAUGGGGUCCAGUGGGCAGAGCUGGCAGGCCACGACUACGUGCUGGACCUCGUGUCAGACCUGGAGCUGCUCAGGGACUUCCCGCGGCAGAAGUCUUACUUCAUCGUGGGUGCAGAAGGGCCUGUGGCCGGCAGGGGAGGCUCCAGAGCGGUGUUUGGGAACAGCUGGGACUCGGAUGAGGAUACGCCCACUAGGCCCCAGCCCCAGGGGCACGUGCCCACAGUGGCUGACUCUGAUGGGUACUGCAGCCACAACGAGGACGGUAUAGAUGGGGAGCCGGAGGCCCAGAGAGGGACAGCAACCCACCAAGACUUUGACAGCCUUGGAGAGCCUGCUAUGCCCCACAAGGGCCUGGACUGCUACCUGGACAGCCUCUUCAACCCCGUGCUGUCCUAUGGGGACACGGACCUAGAGAAGCCAACGGCCAUUGCCUCCCGCAUGAAAGGGGGAGGCCAGCCUGGAAGAGGUGGCAGUAGCAGCGUGGAAGACACCCCCAGGAGACCCCCAGAGCCAAAGCCAAAACCAAUCCCAGGCCUGGACGCUUCCACACUGGCUCUGCAGCAAGCCUUCAUCCACAAACAGGCCGUGCUGCUGGCCCGCGAGAUGACCCUGCAGGCCAUGGCGCUCCAGCAGCAGCCCCUGGGUCCCGCCCCAAGGCCCUUGUUGCCUGAGAAACCCCUAGCGCCAGAGGCAUGGCCAACGUCGGUAGGCACUCGGCCCCCAGCCAAACCUGUGCUCCUGCGCCCGGCUCCAAAGCCUUUGGCCCCUGCCCGUCUGGCCAAGGCCCCCAGGCCCCUCACCAAGCCUGUGGCUGCCCCCAUUCUAGCUCAGGACCGGGCUUCUCCGGAAACCACUGCGCCCUGCCUGGAGCUGGUGCGGUACUCAACGCUCAACUCGGAGCACUUCCCGCAGCCCACGCAGCAGAUCAGGGACAUCGUCAGGCAGUGCCAGCAGCUGCCGCGCGGAGGCCGGCCCGAAGCCCUCAGGAAGGACUGUGGACGGGCGUUCGUGAAGCAGGCAGACCCCCAUGAGGAGGCCCUGAUGAUCCUGAAGGGGCAGAUGAGCCGUCCGUCGGCAGCUCCUGGCGCCCAGGUCCCCAGAGAGGCUGUGGCCCUGGUGAAGCCAGUGACCAGUGCACCAAGGCCAUCCGUGGGGCCCACUCCAGCGCUGCGGUCGCGGUCGCUGGAGCCUGCGGAGGAGCCCGUGCAGACGCGGCUGCACCGCCUCCCCAACCCCAACGUCUACGGCUACCACGACGCCCCCUGGCGGCUCUUCCUGCGCAAAGAGGUGUUUUACCCCAAGGACAGCUACAGCCACCCUGUGCAGCUCGACCUCCUGUUCCGGCAGAUCCUGCACGACACACUCUCCGAGGCCUGCCUGCGCAUCUCCGAGGAUGAGAGGCUCAAGAUGAAGGCCCUGUUUGCCCAGAACCAGCUAGACAUGCAGCGGCCCCUGGUGACGGAAAGUGUGAAGCGGGCCGUGGUCAACGCCGCACGCGACAGCUGGGAGGUCUACUUCUCGCGCCUCUUCCCAGCCACGGGCAGCGUGGGCACUGGUGUGCAGAUCCUAGCCGUGUCCCACACGGGCAUCAAACUCCUGCGGAUGGUCAGGGGCAGCCGGGAGGCCGGCAGGCAGCUGCGGGUCCUGCGCACAUACAGCUUUGCAGAUAUCCUGUUUGUGGCCAUCCCCUCCCAGAACAUGCUGGAGUUCAACCUGGCCAGUGAGAAGGUCAUCCUCUUCUCGGCCCGAGCUCACCAGGUCAAGACCCUGGUGGACAACUUCAUCCUGGAGUUGAAGAAGGACACGGACUAUGUGGUCGCCGUGAGGAACUUCCUGCCUGAGGAUCCGGCCCUGCUGGCUUUCCACAAGGGUGACAUCAUCCACCUGCAGCCCCUGGAGCCACCGCGAAUGGGCUACAGUGCUGGCUGUGUUGUCCGCAAGAAGGUCGUGUAUCUGGAGGAGCUGCGGCGGAAAGGCCCCGACUUCGGCUGGAGGUUCGGGAUCAUCCACGGGCGCGUAGGCUGCUUCCCUUCCGAGCUGGUGCAGCCUGCGGCUGCCCCUGACUUCCUACAACUGCCAGCGGAGCCAGGCCGGGGCCGGGCCGCUGCCGUAGCCGCUGCCGUGGCCUCCACUGCUGCUGCACGGGAGGUGGGCCGCAGGAGGGAGGGUCCCCCAGUAAGGGCUGGCUCUGCUGACCGUGAGGAGGACGGCCUGGCUCUCCCACCACACACAAUGCUCGAGUUUGCCCAGAAGUAUUUCCGAGACCCUCAGAGGAGACCCCAGGAUGGCCUCAGGCUGAAAUCCAAGGAGGGUCGGGAGUCCAGAACCUUGGAGGACAUGCUUCGCUUCACCAAGACACCGCUCCAGGAAUCCCUCAUCGAGCUCAAUGACAGCAGCCUCAACAAGAUGGCCACAGACAUGUUCCUAGCUGUGAUGCGGUUCAUGGGGGAUGCCCCGAUGAAGGGCCAGAGUGAACUGGACGUGCUGUGCGCCCUCCUGAAGCUGUGCGGGAACCACGAGGUCAUGCGGGACGAGUGUUACUGCCAGGUUGUGAAGCAAGUCACAGACAACGCCAGCACCAAGCAGGACAGCUGCCAGCGAGGCUGGAGGCUGCUGUACAUCGUGGCCGCCUACCACAGCUGCUCCGAGGUCCUCCAGCCACACCUCAUUCGCUUUCUCCAAGAUGUGAGCCGGACCCCAGGCCUGCCCUUCCAGGGGAUCGCCAAAGCCUGUGAGCAGAACCUGCAGAAAACCUUGCGCUUCGGUGGCCGUCUGGAACUCCCCAGCAGCAUGGAGCUGCGGGCCAUGUUGGCGGGCCGCAGUUCCAAGAGGCAGCUCUUUCUUCUCCCCGGGGGCCUCGAACGCCAUCUGAAAAUCAAAACGUGCACUGUGACCCUGGACGUGGUAGAGGAGAUCUGUGCUGAGAUGGCUCUGACACGCCCUGAGGCCUUUGAUGAGUACGUCAUCUUUGUUGUCACCAACCGAGGCCAGCACGUGUGCCCGCUCAGCCGCCGCACCUACAUCCUGGAUGUGGCCUCGGAGAUGGAGCAGGUGGACGGCGGCUACAUGCUCUGGUUCCGGCGUGUGCUCUGGGAUCAGCCGCUCAAGUUCGAGAAUGAGCUAUACGUGACCAUGCACUACAACCAGGUCCUGCCCGACUACUUGAAGGGCCUCUUCAGCAGCGUGCCGGCCAGCCGGCCCAGCGAGCAGCAGCUGCAGCAGGUGUCCAAGCUGGCCUCCCUGCAGCACCGCGCCAAGGACCACUUGUUCCUGCCCAGUGUGCGAGAGGUCCAGGAGUACAUUCCGGCCCAGCUCUACCGCACCCUGGCCGGCUCGGCUUGGCUCAACCUGGUCAGCCAGCACCGACAGCAGACGCAGGCGCUCAGCCCCCACCAGGCCCGUGCCCAGUUUCUGGGCCUCCUCGGCGCCUCGCCCAUGUUCGGCGCCUCCUUCUUCUUCAUCCAGAGCUGCAGCAGCAUCGCUGUGCCCGCCCCCUGCAUCCUGGCCGUCAACCAGAACGGCCUAAACUUCCUCAGCACCGAGACCCACGAGCUGAUGGUGAAGGUCCCCCUGAAGGAGAUCCAGUCGAUGCGGACCCAGCGGCCCACGGCCAGCUCCAGCUCCCCCUAUGUGGAGCUCGCCCUGGGGGAUGCGGCUGCCCAGCGCACCAUGCAGCUGCAGCUGGAGCAGGGCCUGGAGCUGUGUCGCGUGGUGGCUGAACACGUGGAGAGCCUGCUCAGUGCCCGCGAGAGGCGGCUCACGCUGCCCCCCAGCGAGAUCACGCUGCUCUGAUCCAGCGCCCAGUCCUCCAGCCGCCCUCUGCCAGAAGGCUUGCCGUGUGCCCCCAGGGGAGUUCCUGGGCCUCUCUGGGCCAGUGACCCCUAUAAGGGGCCAGAACCUUGGGGGACACCAAGAGGAGGUAGGAGGAGUAACCCAAGUCCCCAGGAACUGGAGAAGACCCAUCCAGAGGUGGGAUGGAAUUACAGCAUGCAGACUUGGGUCAGAUAGCAAGAGGAACUUUUGAAGGCUGGCCAGUGGGCCUCCUGCCACGUUCCCCUGUGGGCCCUGCCCCUGACUCCUGCCAGUGGCAGGGCAGCCCCACACCAGGGUCUAGACAAGCUGGACUUCUCCUUUGGUUUGCCCAGGGUCUGACGUUCAGGUCUGCUCCAGCUCCACAGCCCAGCCUCUCACAGGUCCUCCUCGGGUGCCCCCUCCACUGCCGCUCAGCUUGGAUUUGUGACCCUUGGUCAUUUCUGUGCAGAUAAAAGGUGUGCCUGGCAGCCCUUUUUCCAGAGUUGCUGAGUGGCUGGAGAACAAGCCUGAGGGAGGAGGCGGGAGUUGGAAAUCCACUUGUACCCUGGGCACUGCCCAUGAACAGAGCUUCUGCAGAGACAUCUGUCCUUACCUCUCCCUGCAGACCCCUGUGCUCCCACUCCACAGUCAGGUAGCCCCAACCCCAGGCCCCCAUCACUGGAUGGGCCACACAAGGUUCAAGAGUGGUAUAGUGGAGGGAGAGAGAUAUUUUUGUGUAAAGUGCUGGGGAGGGAGAAGUCUGGGAAGGGGCUUUCCAGAGUGGGACAUUGGAGUUGGGUUAUGAAGGAUGAGAAGGAGUUUGUUUCUCCUAACAGAGAAAAUGGUAUUUUUUCCCUAGGACAGUGUUUAACACAAAGUAAGCACUUAAAAAAUACUUGUCACAUGA